This is a messenger RNA of Anguilla rostrata (American eel), 3276 nucleotides long. It is a transcript of the gene slc8b1, whose product is annotated as solute carrier family 8 member B1. Gene Ontology annotation, cellular component: membrane. The transcript has 16 exons. Gene Ontology annotation, molecular function: calcium:sodium antiporter activity. Lineage: Eukaryota; Metazoa; Chordata; Actinopteri; Anguilliformes; Anguillidae. The record is from RefSeq and is a predicted model, not a curated record. The coding region runs from base 224 to 1861 and encodes 545 amino acids. Gene Ontology annotation, biological process: intracellular calcium ion homeostasis; calcium export from the mitochondrion.
AUGGUCGUUUUUUUAUGUUAUGCUUUAAACAUUUACUGAGAUAUAUUUUUAAUGGGGAAUAUAAUAACGCAUUGUUGGAUGUGAGCACAAAUCUAUGUUUCAUAACUACCUGGAUACUUUAGAGAAAGAGUGUGACUACAACCGUGACGCGUGAUGACAUGAUUUCACUGUGCUUCAGGUCUACAGGAAUAACAUUGAGGUUCUUUGAAGAAAACUUCCAGGGAUGCUACUGAAGGGGACUGCUGACGAAUGCCAUCUGGUUAUGAACCUGAGUGCAGACCAGCGCUGCAUUUUUGUCAAGACCACGCCUGACUGCGCACAGGAAGAUGGAUUUGUUGACUACUUGCGCAUUGCUUUUUGUCUAUUCCCCUUCCAUCUCUUGCCCAUCGCUGUUUUUCUCUUUAUCCUGUGGCUUCUCUUCCUAUUCAUGGCCUUGGGACUCACUGCAUCUAAGUUCUUUUGUCCAAAUUUGUCUGCCAUCUCCACCACACUGCGCUUGACCCACAAUGUGGCUGGGGUGACAUUCCUUGCUCUUGGGAAUGGGGCACCAGAUGUAUUCAGUGCAAUGGUGGCAUUCUCACGGCCCCAUACUGCAGGCUUGGCUGUAGGAGCUCUUUUCGGAGCAGGAAUCUUUGUCACCACUGUAGUAGCAGGAUGUGUCGCUCUGGUGAAGCCAUUCACAGUGGCCUCCCGCCCCUUUCUGCGAGAUGUCAUAUUCUACAUGGCUGCUGUCUUUUGGACCUUUGUCAUCCUCUACAAGCAUCAGAUAACACUACUGGAGGCUCUGGGAUACAUUGGCUUGUAUGUGGUAUAUGUCUUAACGGUCAUCAUCAGUGCCUACAUUUACAGUCGGCAGAAACAUUCCUUGCAUGGGUCUUUGCAGAGUGGUUCGACCCAAACCCCUGACUUUAGGUCCGACUCGGAUGAUGAGAACCCCAGUUACCCCAGUGGGAGCAUCCAAGACUACGAGAGUGAGUACCAGCCCUUGCUUCCCUACACAAUGACUACUACUCAGAUCUUCCUCAGCUCCCUCAACCCCAUUGACAGUAGAAAGUGGAGGAGAAUGCCCAGAUUUUGGAAAGCCGUUAAGAUGAUAAAGCUCCCACUGGAGGUGCUCAUGCUGCUCACUGUACCAGUGGUUGACCCUGACAAGGAUGACCGCAACUGGAAACGCCCACUGAAUUGCUUGCACCUUGUCACUGGGCCAUUAGUGUGUGUGCUGACCUUUCUCUCUGGGAAAUAUGGGCUGCUCUACAUAGAGGGGGAGUUUCCAGUGUGGGCGCUGACUCUGAUUACUGGUCUCUUCCUCUCUGCCAUCGUCUUCUGCACUACCACCAAUGAGCAGCCACCGCGGUAUCACUUUAUUUUCUCCCUGUUGGGAUUCUUAGUUAGUGCUACAUGGAUCAGCAUGGCGGCAUCAGAGGUGGUCAGCCUGCUGCACACAGUUGGAGUGAUUUUCAGCCUUAGUAACACCGUUCUGGGCCUCACCCUGCUGGCCUGGGGCAACAGUAUUGGGGAUUGUUUCUCUGACAUCACCAUUGCACGGCAGGGGUAUCCCCGGAUGGCCAUCUCUGCCUGUUUUGGUGGCAUAAUCUUCAACAUGCUCUUUGGUGUUGGGCUGGGGUGCCUGCUGCAGUUAUUUAACCACCAUCCGGUCCUCAUGCUGGAAUUAGAGGGGCUGCUGGGGUGGGUGUUGGCUGGGGCGCUGGGCCUCAGCCUGGUACUCUCCUUCGUGCUGGUCCCCCUACAGCGCUUCCACCUGGGACGGGCCUAUGGUGUCUUCCUCCUGCUCUUCUAUAUUUUUUUCCUUGUGGUAGCACUGCUUACUGAGUUUGGAAAGCUCCACAUCAGAGGGGUGUGACAAAUCAGAGGGGGCCAAAAGGCACCCACUAUCACAGAAACACCAGCUCAAGCCAUGUCUCUUAAUUGAAAAGGAGCUUGUAAUCAGUUCAUAGCCAAAAGUGCCCUUGACUGGAGUAGCUCCAAGAAUACAGGCUCUCUCGGCUGAAAAGUUAUUCAGGUAAAUUACAAAAACAUGGGGUUGAGGGUUCUGCUGGUUUAGAAGAGUUGUGGAUCAUACGUGCAUGCUAUUCCAAUUCAAUAAAGGGUUGAUGAGAUUCCUUUCAAUGCCUUUUGGCUGGCAAAUCUUUAAGUAGUCAUGUAGGACUGAUCUUUGCCGAUGGUUCACAGUUCAUAUUGGGCUUGAUUUCAUCUCUAUAAAACAGAAGCAAGCUCCUUUCUGUUGUGCCAUUAAAUAAAAGUUAUCACUAUAGUACACUAUGAUGAGACUGUAUAUUGAAGUAAUUUGCAUUUGUCUGCUGUUGAGGGAGGGGAGGGGGAUUGUGUGUACCCACUUAUUUUCUAUUCCUUUCAAAAGAUCAGCCUGUAGGUUGAUUUUACGGAUAUAACCUGCCAAUGAACAGCUCCUAGUGCACAGGUGAAUUUUUCUCAUUGAAACACAAAACACUACAUAAGAGCCAGUCAUUCCCUGUGUACUUAUGCAUUUUCUGAGGAGUGAAUCAUAGUCAGGUGCAACCAGAGGUAUGGUCUUCAAACUUUUGUGCACACCACACGAAGGAAAAAACAUGAAAAAACAUUUAUUAUAGGCAUGAGAUGUACCAUGGAGACAGAACUUGCAGUAAAGCCUGUCUUUUCAGUUUUGCAAAAACAAAAACAAAUAUUGACUCCUCAUACAUUAUUGGUCGGAGUGAAUGUACGCAACUCAUGAAGCUCCUUUAAACUGUUCCAUCAUGGAAAAUGAGCAUUCACUAUUAAUUCCAGUAUGUUUAUAGGUUUCAAUAAAUAUGUGUAUAUUACACAAGUGAAGUUCUUCAGCAACCAUUUUGGGUCAUCACUGUUCUAGGAAUUGUGCGCUAGCAAGUGAUUGGUACAUGUACAUUUACAGUUGCAUUGUUUAUUCAAAGGGAAAGCAAUUGAUUUUCAUGGGUGUAGACGCCUCAGUUUAUUAGCUUAAUGGAGAUGUAGCAUUAAGAUUUUACAUAAUAUAACAUAUUGAUAAAAACUCAAGGGAAAGCCAAUGAUUUUGUUCAUGUUAAAUUAGCUCCAUAACAGUUAAGAGCUCACAACCAUGGUUAAAUUGUUGAAAACAAAAUGGCACUGUUACUCCAAAAUCACCCUGGUCAAAAUAAUGGUCAGUUUUCACUGAUACUUUUCUUAUUCAUGUGUGUGUAUUAGUGUAUUCGUUUUGGUAUAUUUGUGCAUCUAUUUGCAUAUCUUUUCUUAAUGGAAGACUUUUAAAUAAAGUUAUCCCCCCCA